AUGGAUAAACCGGAAGGGGGCUCUAGUGUUGCUGAUAAUGCUGCUCCGGUGCUGGACACUGUUAAAGUGCUGUCGGAGUCUGAUAGAACGCCAUCCCAUCAGUCGCUCUCCUCCACAUGGCUAACUAACCUAAAAGCGCGCGCUGGGUCUGUUGUGACACCAGAUAUUCUACGAAAGCAGUCAGGUAUAUUUGGCGAACAAGAUUCAAGGCCUGAAAUGUUGGAGUCACGCAAAGGAUCACCAGAGGCAGAUCAGCCGCAAAUCCGAGACCAACCUGAGACUGAAGGCAACGCAGAAGAGAAUUUGGUAACGCUUCGUGAUUUUAGGCGACAACAAGAGACCGAAACUUCCAUAAGUGAAGACCAGACUGGUUUGGCUGAAAUUGAGCCGAUUGAGCCAGCCCAGCCACAACAGAAACCGUGGUGGUAUUGGGGAGCCAGAGAGACGAUCCCCCCUCCUCCGCCUCUUCCACCACCACCAGAAGUGCUUGAUUCGGACAUCCGUGUGGCUUUAAUAGUUCCGAGUGAACAGGACUUAUCUGAGGUUGUUUCAGAGGUGCAGGCUGCGUCUUUAGAGACUGCCUCGGAGGAGCAAUUGACCACUCAAGACACCGUGGAGCAGCAGGUUGAGGCCCAACAGCAUGUCCAGCUGCCUCAGAACUGGAUUCAGUGGAUUAACCCUGCUACUUAUGUACCUACGAUAUCUGGGUUUAUGUCUAAGCCUCUGGAGCCGCAUGUUUCCGAAGGCAUGAUGCCCAACGAGAUCUCUGCUGUGGUGAACAGCGGCGAGUUUGCCUCAGAAUAUUCUUCAGUGUCGCAGACAAAUAGCAGUGUUCGCAGUGGUAGUGUUUUGAAACCGGUUUAUAAUCCAUGGAUGCCAUGGACAUGGGCAAAUGCUUCCUCGUCGCCGCAGGACUAUCCCCAGGAGUCCACACUGGCGUCUGUGUACUCCAAUAAAGACUCGGAGGAGAACGCUAAGGCUGCGAGAAAAGCCGUAGAGACUACUCCACAAACGGGAAAUUCAUGGGGAUUCUGGUUACGGCGGAGCGCCGCAAAUACGUCUUCCAUUGGGGAGUUGGCGGUUUCGGGAACAGACAGCUUGAACCGACCUGCGAAGAUAACUGGUGAGUUCCCCAAGACACCGCAAGAAAAGCAAGAGAGCUUGCUAAAGUCUGGAAAUGGGCAUGCCAAUGGGGCCCAAGAUGAAUUGGAAGUGAAAAAAAGUCGCGUGUUGCCUUUACUUAAUGAAAAUUACCGCGAUCUCACGUUUAAAACGCGAACCAGGAUUUGGUGGAGUCAGAUGGUUCCCCUGGUCAAGAAAGAAAAGCAUCUAUAUCACUUACCCUGGUUCUCUAAGUCUGGCACCAUCGAAGGAGACGAAAAACUGCCUUCCAGCAAGGACACCAAAGUUAAGAAGGCUGUGAUCAUUGGUGUGCAUGGAUACCUACCAAUCAAGAUGGUGAAGACCCUCAUUGCCCAACCCACUGGAUCUGCUGUCAAAUUCGUGGAGUCUGCUGCGGAUGCACUGGAAUAUUGGGCAGUUAAACAGGGUAUGAAUCUGGAGAUAGAGACUAUAGCUCUCGAUGGUGAGGGAAAGAUCUUUGAUCGGGUUGCCAGUUUGCUUAUUUUGCUGAAUAACUGGAUGGAUCUUCUUCACACCGCAGACUACGUCUUUUUUGCUUCUCAUUCACAAGGUGUUCCAGUGACUAUCCAUAUAGUGGCCCAGCUAUUGCAAAGAGGUCAUUUGGCAAAUGCUUCAAGGGUUGGAUUAAUCAAUAUGGCAGGUAUAUGCCUGGGACCAUUUCCAGGCUUAGACUCAAAGCUGGCCAUUCGCGCUUACUCCAAGCUCGAAAAUGAGAUUAUGAUGGAGCUGUUCGAUUUCCAGGAUCCAAUGACGUACCAGUCCCAACAACUAGUGACGUCUUUAGAUGUUCUUCUGGACCACAACGUCAAGGUUACUUUUAUCGGCUCGACUACUGACCAAUUGAUCCCACUGAAUUCUUCUCUGUGCAUCCAUCUGGAUCAUCCCAAUAUCUUUCGGUGCGUUCAUAUAGACGCAGAGGCUGAAAAUAGCGAUUUCGUUGUAGACCUACUCGAUGUUUGUCUCAAACUGAUAAAUCUAGGAAUCAAUGAUCACGGAAUGCUGUUUGAGAUUAGCCAGUAUCUUUCUGGAACACUUGUCAAUGGUGGACAUUCCAAGGUAUUUGCUGAGAGAGACGUCUAUUUGCGCGGAAUCGAGCACACGCUCGAGACAUCCAACCUCUACCAUAAGGUUCCCUCUAGGCUCCACGAGAUUAAUACUAAGCGGUUUCAGUCGAAUCCGUACCAUCUUCCGUGGUGCAUUCGGGGUUUCUUUCAGGAGUUGUUACGCCUGAAGACUCAGUUGGACGGUUAUGCUGUGGGCAAACGCAUCUUUGACGAGUUCAAGACGUGGAAUCCGACAUCCAAACAGUUAAAAGACCUGAAAUAUUGCACUGGUAUUGUUGAUGGUAUGGACUAUCAUGAGUUAGUUGAGUUUUAG
This is a messenger RNA of Kuraishia capsulata CBS 1993, 2520 nucleotides long. RefSeq lists its product as uncharacterized. The coding region runs from base 1 to 2520 and encodes 839 amino acids. The transcript has a single exon. Lineage: Eukaryota; Fungi; Ascomycota; Pichiomycetes; Pichiales; Pichiaceae. The record is from RefSeq and is a predicted model, not a curated record.